Tremella mesenterica DSM 1558 is the source of this 576-nucleotide messenger RNA. RefSeq lists its product as uncharacterized. The transcript has 2 exons. The record is from RefSeq and is a predicted model, not a curated record. Lineage: Eukaryota; Fungi; Basidiomycota; Tremellomycetes; Tremellales; Tremellaceae. Bases 1 to 576 code for a protein of 191 amino acids.
AUGUCAGGCACAUACAUCACCAAGAAAGUACUUCCCAUUGAUGAUAAGUGCACCAAAGUUGAACAUUCCUCUGGGGAAACUGUGAGAAGCAAUAUCCCCAAAUUGGUGAUUGAUCUGAGAAAGACUGCCAUACUUCUAAGUGGGUGCUGGAGACCUGAAGAUAGAGAAGUGUUCAAGACAAGAUGCCGGGAAGUUUGGGACCCAUGUAUUAGGAAGACCCAAGGUACCGAUCCUUCAGUGGUAAGACACAUCCGACAUGCCUGGAAAUCCCUGUAUACCAACCUCAUACCCGAUGACCAGCAUUUGGCAUGUCAGCUCUUGGUGCAAGGUAAUAAUCUCACAGGCGAUUCUGCCAAGAGAGUUGCCACACAGCUGAUGGAAGAAUUGUACGAUUCAAUUGGUCCCAACAUUCCUACACUCGACCUGCCAGACACGGAUGAGCAGAAACUUACGCUCAAGAAUGAAGAAUACGAUUUCCUCCUCUCUCAAGGCCCGGUGGAAAGCUGUCUGACAGGCAAUCAAUUACGUGAUGUACCUCAGUGCCUGGCUAUUUAUUGGAAGGAUGUUGAUAGGUAA